This is a messenger RNA of Chelonia mydas (Green sea turtle), 4030 nucleotides long. Its product is annotated as forkhead box protein L2-like. NCBI's taxonomy places the organism in Eukaryota, Metazoa, Chordata, Testudines, Cheloniidae. Bases 303 to 1256 code for a protein of 317 amino acids. The record is from RefSeq and is a predicted model, not a curated record. The transcript is spliced from 2 exons.
GCCACCCUCACUUCUGAACUGUUGCUGGCAGGGAUGUUGCCUUCAGAGCUGGGCAACGCCCAGCUCUAAAGCCAGUGCCACCGCCAGCAGUAGUGCAGAAGUGAGGGUAGCAGGGUAUGGGGGGUCAUCACUUUUUGCUGGGCUCCAGCUGCUAGUCCUAGUAGAGCUAAGGAGGGAUGGGACUUUCUCUUCCCUUGCAUGGGCUGGGACCGGGUCAGACGCCCCUCUGAGACGGAGCGGGAUUAACCUUUUGUGGGCCUGGUGCCAAACAUAUAUGCGGGCUCCCAUAGGGCCAGUGGAGCAUGGCGUGCGGAGGUUGGUACCUGGAGCGAGGGGCUGGCCAGGGGCAAUGGGAAUCCAUGCAGCCUUGUGCAAGGGCACUGUUUACAAACUGUCAGCUGCCAGAUGCACACCGGCUCGCCCGGCCCUGUGCUGCCAGUGUGCUCUUACCCCUUGGGGGGCGGGCCCAUGCUGUGCCGCCCAACACUCCCUGCCUCCCUUUGCCCAGCUCCCCAUGCUCAGAGAUCUCAUACAGACCCCUCUGCCCAGCACCCCCCAAAACCCCACCACCACAUAUGCCCAGCACCACCCCACAGCCCCACUGCAACUGCUCAGCACUCCACAUAGAACCCCCUCUCACUAGCACCCCAACACACACAGAUCUCCCACAGUCUCCUUCCUCACAGCCUCACCACCACAACUACACAGUGCCGCACACAGACCCCCCAAAACGCAAACAUCCCUCAGAGACCCAGUCCCCCAUGCCCUGCCCCAGCCGCACUCAUCGGCCCUGCUGGGAGGUGACUGCGUCUGCUAGGCUCAGCUGGCAAUACUGCCUGGGCUGGUCCUGGGGCAGGAAAUCACUCCGGUUCAGCCCCUCGGGAGCAGCACAAUCAGCCAGGCAGAGGAGGAGCAGGGCCUGCCUGAGCCGGGUUCCCUCAGGUCCUACUUGUCUGGAGGGGCCCAGCCAUGCCCCCCCCCCACUGUACUCCAUCCCUCCUGGCCAAGACUGGGUCAGCUUCUACACCAGUCUCAGAUGGCUUGGCUCCAGGGAGGCAGGUGGGGCCCCACAGGUGGUGGGCAGCAUAGAGUGCUGGGAUCCUUUCUGGAACUGCACUGGGGUCUGGCCAGGGGGUGGAGAGGAGCCCUUGGUCGGUGGGCUGAGAGGAGCAAGUGGUGGGAGAGGCCAGGGAGUAGAGAGGAGCCCUUGGGUGGCUGGUGAGCAGGCCAAGAGGAGCAAGCGGUGGGCGGGGUGAGGGGCGGAGAGGAGCCAGUGGGCAAGCAUGCCUUUGGGGUACAAGCAGGCCAGGGCCCCUUCUGAGCAUAGGCAUGGCGCCACUGGCACCAUUAUAAACGCGGCACUGCUCUGGGAACCUCCCCUGGCUGCAGGAAGCUCUGCGGCUGCGCUGUCUCCACCCUCAUUGAAGAUGGUGUAUCCGUGGAGCUGCUUCUUCUGUGGUGGUGGUUGCUUUAUUUAUAAAAGGGCGUUUUUAUUGCAAAUAGAAUUUAAGGAGUAUUUGUAACUUUAAGUACAUCAGGAAGUCAGUGACUCUGGUUACUCUUUACAUCAUAAUAUAGCAAAGAGAUUGAGGAAAUUUGCAGAGAGUCUAAAUGAUUUUUUCUCUUAUCACAGAAAUUUGUGGGAAAAUAUAUAUCUUGAGGAUAGUGACAGUGGAUUGCUGUCAGAAGUAAAAAAUUUGUGGAAAUCUUCGACAGCAGUAAGUCACUAAUACUGGUGGCAUUAAUCCAAGAAUUUUGAAACAAUUGAACAACAGCAAUAGCUGAGCCCUAAUUUAAAAACAGAUAUCACUGUGACAAUGAUAUGAAUGUCUAGGUAACUGUCAGGAUUCAAGAAGGGUCAGAGUCAUGGCAUGGAGAAAAUCAUUUGCCCAGAGGGAGUACAUAUUUUGUCUCAUGCUAUACUGGAAUAGGGGCUCUUGACUCCUUUGCUCUGUGUGUUAGGGGUGGGGAACAAGCAGUGGAGCAGUCCAAGUAUUGUUGCUCCUUUAAUAUGAGGGUAGGAAGCUGAGCAGUCUCUGAGCUGCUUACUACUUUUUUCAGGAGAGGUGGGAGAGAGUGGAGCGUCAAGAGCUACUGUCCUUUUGCAGAACAAGAGAGAAGGAGUGGUGCUGAUGCAGCAUCUCCUUUGGAGAGGAGAUGAGGGAAGACCAGGGAAGUGGAGUCCUUAAUGCCUUUUUUGAAGGAGAGGGAGAGCAAUGGUGUAUGUGGGAGAAGUGUUGCUGGGAGGCUGAGGGGAUCCUGCACCUCCCAGAGCCCUUCAAAGAGGCAGCAGGUCCCAGUAUUCAUUUAAUGGGUAGAUUUAUUUUAUCUGAAGGCGAGGGAGUGGUCUCAAAUUCAUUAAUGGUGAUGUGAGUAAAAUACCAGAUGUAAUGAAUUUAGGAGAGCCCAGAAUUCAUUUACUGUGUGUGUGUGAGUGAGAGAGAGAAUGAACUAGAUGGGUGUUAUGGUUGACUUUAUAAUAUUGUACAGUAAGUGAUUUAUGAGAGUCCUACCCCUUCUGAAGCAUUAUGUACAACCACUGCUGGAGGCAGGAUGCAAGGAUGUUGUUUUAUUCUAAUACAGUUCCUGUAUGAACAAUGAUUACUUAUUAAAAGAAGUGUUAUGUGCUGAGCCUGAUUUUUCUGAGGUGCUGAGCACCAACAGCCCCCAUUGAUUUCAGUUGGAGUUUUGGGUGCUCGAGACUUCCUAUAAUCAAGGCCCACAAAAUGUAAGAGAAGCUUAUGUAAAUCAAAACUGGUGUGAGCAAAGAUUAUAUGGAUACAGUGCAUGUUUUCCCUAAAAGUGUGACGUGUCCUAAAUGCAGAAGUUCAAAAACCAGUUUACUACAAUUUCAUGAUUUUUCUUGCUUUAUAAGUUAGGAACAUUACCUCACCUUGAAGAAGCUAAGUUGAAAUGUCAUCUUCUUUGAAAUUGAUUACUUAUCUUUACAGAACAAUACUUUAUUAAAUUAUUUAAACACUGAUGGUUAGCUCUGUCAUGUCAAAGACAGAAUCCUUAGUUUGCAGUUUUUAAGUGUCUAGUCUGGUGACCCCUUAUGAGUUCUUUUCUGUUGUGAUUAAAGGUUUGCAGCCUCAGACCCAAAAGGUCUCCCUUAGAAUGUAAAAUAGUAAUCAUACUUGCAAUGUGACUCUUUUUUUUUUCUGAAACAAGAAACCAUAAGACUUCCUUUUAAAAAGCUGUUGGUCUACUAAAUGGUUUAUUCUUUUUUUAUUCCUAGAUGACUGUUACCCAUUCAAACUUUAAAAAUUGCAUGUAACAUUUUACUAUGUCCAUUCAUACUUUGUUUAGAUUAUGUGAGGAAUGUUGUGAAAGGACUUUGUUUUUUUUCUGCAGCGUUUUUUCAAAAUAUUUGUGAUUAAUAAGCUUUUCUGUGAAGCUCAUCACCAUAGGACCUGAGAAUAUCUUCAGCAUUAACAAAUUAAGUGUCUGACAGAUCUGAAGCUCCAGUUUCCUCCAGCUGGUGGAAAGUAAAAGAAACUUCAUCUCCUUUCCUCCUGCUACACAGCUUCCUGAGUAUUGCUGGGAGGAGCAAGAGCUCUGUUACUCUACUCCUUCCCUCAGAACCUCCUGGCUGCUGCAAAGAUAUAGGGAAGAAAGAUAUGUCUGCUAUUCCACCCAUUCCCAGCCUCUGUUUUUUGGGUCAUUCUCCUCUGUGAAUAAGUUCAUGCUCGUUCUCCAAUGUGAAUAAGUUUGCUGUUGCUCAUAGGUGUAUGCAGUUGAACAUCUGCAGAAAUUGAUGUCAUUGGUUCCUAUGCUCACCAGAGAGUUUCCUGCUUGAGUGUGGGUGAAUGGAUUUUUGGAUCCCUGUAUAUUGACAUAACUAGAACAAAAAGUGUGAAUAACCUAUUUAAAUCUAAAAAUUUCAGUGAAACCUCUUUAGAAUUCCCUAACCUAAAAAUCUUGAGCAGUAAAAAAAGUACACCUCUACCCCGAUAUAACACGGGUCCUCGGGAGCCAAAAAAUCUUUCACGGUUUCACCUAUAACCCGGUUAUAUCGAACUUGCUUUGG